Suncus etruscus (white-toothed pygmy shrew) is the source of this 1479-nucleotide messenger RNA. RefSeq names its product ring finger protein 24 (gene RNF24). NCBI's taxonomy places the organism in Eukaryota, Metazoa, Chordata, Mammalia, Eulipotyphla, Soricidae. The coding region runs from base 1 to 447 and encodes 148 amino acids. Gene Ontology annotation, molecular function: ubiquitin protein ligase activity; zinc ion binding. The transcript has 5 exons. The record is from RefSeq and is a predicted model, not a curated record. Gene Ontology annotation, cellular component: endomembrane system.
AUGAGCUCGGAUUUCCCACAUUACAACUUCAGGAUGCCUAACAUCGGAUUCCAGAAUUUGCCUCUCAACAUAUAUAUUGUGGUUUUUGGGACAGCUAUAUUUGUCUUCAUCCUUAGUUUACUCUUCUGUUGCUACCUGAUUAGGUUAAGGCAUCAGGCCCACAAAGAAUUUUAUGCCUAUAAGCAGGUUAUAUUGAAAGACAAAGUAAAAGAGCUGAAUUUACAUGAGCUCUGUGCAGUGUGUCUGGAAGACUUCAAGCCUCGCGAUGAGUUGGGGAUUUGCCCAUGUAAGCAUGCCUUCCACAGAAAGUGCCUUAUUAAGUGGCUGGAGGUACGGAAAGUGUGUCCACUCUGCAACAUGCCGGUGCUGCAGCUGGCCCAGCUGCACAGUAAGCAGGACCGCGGGCCCCCCCAGGGGCCACUCCCCGGGGCAGAGAACAUUGUAUAGCGUGUCACUGGACUCAGCUGGGGCGGAUCUGCCAACCACAUGGAGCCGGGAGGAUCACAGGCGGUCUCCACAUGGGCUGCUCUCCCUGAGGGCACCAACUGCCUCUUCCUUUGCCUCAUGAAGAACUCUUAGGCCAGCUAAGCUGGGAACCCUGACUUCUGGGUCUUGGGACAACCAAAGCCACCCUAUCACUAGCCCAUGCCAAGCGAAGAGGAGCUGAGAAGCCUGUGGGUUUGGUUCAAGAAACUUCACGUGGGUCUCUUGCUAACUCCGUUACACUUUGUAUCCCAGACACUUCUCUCCAUGUCUAGCAGCAGGGACGAGAAAAACAAGCACUAUAGAAAGGAGCUAGUGCAGGUCUGGGAACCCCCCCCCCCCAGCCUUCUCCACAGCGCUGCCUGCCUUUGCCCUGGUACAUGGCCCUGCAGGAAGCUGCAGCAGCUUUAGUCUUGGAUGAAGCGUGACCAGCAGCCAGGAGCUGGAGAAGCCGGGCCAGCAAAUAUUUCAAAUUAUGUUCCUUCAAUAAGGCCAUCUUGGACCCCAGGGGCUUUGGUUAAAGCCAAGCAGAAGUGCCCCUUACUACCCCCAUUCUCCCUCAGGUCCACACCACUUGCCACAUCGUCUGAGCUGGGAAAGGCCUAGUCAGAAGCCAUUACCCCUGAGCUCCGCUCUCGCUCACCCACCAAGCCAAUUUGCCCAGCAGAAGCCCCCGUGUGGGGUCGGCCUCUGAGCCCAUGUUGUCUGUGACCGAGGGCCCCAAGGUGCAACAUGGUUCCAGCAUAGCUGCCAGCCUGGAUCUAUGAGGAGUUUGAGACAGGAGCGUCUCAGAAUGGCUGAGCCCCGAAGCCACUAAAAUGAGAAGAGGGUGCUGAUCCUCUUGUCUUCCCCACCAGCCCCUGGGUUCUCUGCCCUCUUGCCCUGUUUCUUCCUAAGAGGAAAUGCCUGUCACCGGCUUUUGAACAUUUAACGUAUCCCAAAUAAGGUAGAUCCCGGUGUCAUUCUGAAGCAGGAUCCACUUGUAAAUAGUCCAGG